This is a messenger RNA of Hordeum vulgare subsp. vulgare (domesticated barley), 1000 nucleotides long. RefSeq names its product transmembrane protein 18-like. Gene Ontology annotation, cellular component: nuclear membrane. Lineage: Eukaryota; Viridiplantae; Streptophyta; Magnoliopsida; Poales; Poaceae. The record is from RefSeq and is a predicted model, not a curated record. Bases 152 to 691 code for a protein of 179 amino acids. The transcript has 4 exons.
CCAGUUAAGGAAGAACUCGGCCCAACUGUUUCCAGCGUUUAAAGUCACUGACGUGUGGCCCCGAAUUAGCAGGGGGGACGACAUUUUGCCUUUGCGUCUCUUGCAGAGAAAGGAGGAGAGCAGUGCAGCGGAGAUCAGAUCACGAGACGAGAUGGCGGCGUCCUCCUCCUCCCCGGCGGCGGCGGCGGUUGGGCGAGCGGUGGAGGAGGUGCGUUCGGCGCUGAACGAGCACGCUGACGUGGUAGCCGAGCUCUUCGGCCGCGUCUCCACCGAGCUCCGCGGCGGAUUCGGCCCCGCCGUCGACUCCUUCGUCGGCUUCUUCCACGCCGUCGACUGGAAGGAACCUUGGUUGAUCGGCAUGAUAAGUUUCCAUGCCAUUCUGCUACUGGUAACCAUCAUCUCCAGGAGGAACAUCAAUUUCCAACUUAUUUUGUCAGCCUUCACAUUUUCUGGUGUAUUCCUUGCGGAGAAACUAAACACAUUCUUAGGACAAAACUGGAAGAGCUUCUCAAGCCAGAAUUACUUUGAUCCCCAAGGCCUCUUCAUCUCGGUCAUGUGGUCUGGUCCCCUGCUCCUGAUUACGAUACUUAUUCUGGUGAACACCCUUGUGACGCUCUGCAUGCUGAUGGUAAGGUGGAAAAGGGCCGAGCUCAAGCACCGCGCUCGUGAGGCCCGUAGCAAGCAGGAAUGAUGAUGCUGCCAUGCCCGCGGAUCUGUUGUGCGGUAGGAGAUUAAGCUGCUGAUCUAACGGAGAAAUUUGAUUGGAACAGUAAAGUGGAAGGUUAAUUAGUCCUUGAUUUUGAUUGAUGGUCUCACUUAUGGUCUCUGGUACUGAAGCACACGGUUUUACACAUGCAUUAGCUGAUGUUCGCCAAAUUAAGGCAUAUGUUUGUGUAGGGAGCUCUGAAUGUUAUUUGGAUAGCUGCAGGAGUCAAGUGCCGUUGUAUAUGCAUAUUCAUUGUUAUGACUUGCCUCUCAAAUACCUCGGUUUCAUUUGUUC